Molecule: messenger RNA, 1643 nt
Organism: Paramecium octaurelia
Lineage: Eukaryota; Ciliophora; Oligohymenophorea; Peniculida; Parameciidae
Source: the annotation of a GenBank genome assembly
AUGAUUAUUAAUCAACUCUUUGAGAAACUCACAGAGUCUCCGAAUUUCAAGAGCAUAUCUCUUUUAAUUAAGCUUUUUAGACUUGCAUCAAAAGGAGAUUAAGAUGAGGAUUAACCAGACCAAGCGAUUGCAAAGUAUUGCUAAGAACCUGAAGAUUACUCGAAGAUUAUUCAAUUCUCAUUACUACAACUUCCAAAUAUUUUAAGGGAUUUUUAUUAAGUGGACUAUGCAGAAACAUUUAAGAGAGAGCAUAUUGAGUCUCACAUUCAUUAGGUUAUCAUAAGAGGGUUUUUCAUAAAAGCAAUGAAUUUCUUGGAACACACUAUUGAGACACAAGAGGCAUAGGAGGGAACUAUUCUAUUUGUUAUAAGAGCUCUGGGAAAUUUGAAUAUAGUGUUGACAGCAUUUGAAAGUUUGUAAAAGAAAGCAUUGAAAUUAUUGAUACAAAUAUGGGGUGAUCAUUUAUCUUUGUAAAUCAAAUUGCAAGCAUUUGUGUAGGUUAGAAAGGUAUUUUAAUCAAUGGCUGACCAUUAGCAAUAAGACAUUAUGAAGGUAUAUAAGUAUUUGUGAUUGUAUAGAAAUUUUAUGAGAAGUAUUUGGAGUCUGCUAAACAUGUUCUUUGGAGGAAUUAUGAAGCAAUAAAUUUCAUGAUCAAUUGUAUCACUGAAUUGUGCAAUCUGAAUAUGAAUCAGGCAUAUUAAGUAGUGUAUUUGAGUUUACAAAAAUUGGUGAAAAAGAUCAGAGAUGCAAGUGUUUCUAAGAAUCAAUAAAAUGUUUUAUCUAUUUACAAUUAGCAAACUUUGAAUGUACUCAAGUUGUGGGCUCAAGUAAUUUGUACUCACAAGAGAGAGAAUCAAUUGGCUGAUUUGAUGCCUCCUUUCAUUCAAAUAACAUAAUCAGUGCUAGACUUUUAUCCUUGCAUUGACAAUUACACUUUCUAAUUAUAGUUGAUUGAUAUCUUAAUCAAAGUAUCUUAGGACUACAAGGUCAAUUAAAAUCUGUUGAGUUAUAUACUGAGGAUGUUGAAUUGUGCUGAGUUGAAGAGGAGGAAGCUAAAGAGCAGUGUUAAGCCAUAUGAUUUUUUGAUCAAUAUAUCGAUAAAACCAAAAUACAAAUAAUCUGGAACCUUUUGGGCUGACUUCUGUUAAUAGAUUGUCAAUAAGAUAGUGAUUUACUUAUCCAUAUUCUCCACUGAAUAGUGGUUCUAUGAAUACACAUUAUUUUUGGAGAAAUAAUUGAAAAGAAUCUCAGAGGAUUUUGGUUUUGUGGGCAAUAAAAUUAAAGUGAAAGAGUUGAUUCGAUUAAUUGAACAACAUAAUAAAGGAGAAAAGGGAGAGAGUAAUUUGUAGAGUGAAGCUUAGAGAUUGAUUUAUGAGUAGGAGGAAUUGAUUAAAUAGAAGGUUAUGUCUGAGAAAUAGAGACAAUAAGCAGGGGAAGAACUUGAGGAAUCUGAAUAGGAGAUUGAUGAUGAGAAGGAAUAAGAAUAUGUGUUGGAUGAGAUUAGAAAGUAUAAGGAGGACAAGAAGAAGGAGGAUGUUGCUGAAGAGGAUUAUGAAGGGUUAAGUGAAUACGAGGGAGAUCCUGAAAAUUAUUAGGAGGAAGCUGAGGAAUAGGAUGAUUUAGAUGAUGAUUCUGAUAAUUGA